This is a messenger RNA of Nerophis ophidion (straightnose pipefish), 840 nucleotides long. RefSeq names its product type-2 ice-structuring protein-like. Lineage: Eukaryota; Metazoa; Chordata; Actinopteri; Syngnathiformes; Syngnathidae. The transcript is spliced from 7 exons. Gene Ontology annotation, cellular component: external side of plasma membrane. The coding region runs from base 79 to 726 and encodes 215 amino acids. The record is from RefSeq and is a predicted model, not a curated record. Gene Ontology annotation, biological process: biological process involved in interspecies interaction between organisms. Gene Ontology annotation, molecular function: carbohydrate binding.
AAAACGGCCACGCGUGGGCUGCAAGAGCAACCGAUACACGCCCUGUUGACACCUCCCCUAGUUUGUGCAUAAAAAGCGAUGGAUUCUGUACGAGAGCGCGCUUGCCUCCACGUCAUCCAACGAGCUUGGCGAUUGUGUUGCCCACUGCCCAGAGCCUCUAUUGUGGUGACUCAGCAGCUCUUUUGUGCGACUUCCAAGGUUUCUCAGUCCGUCGUCCUCAACCUCUGCACCAUAUUCCUGGCUAAGAUGCUGACUGUGACUUUAGUUCUUGGUGCAAUGGUGGCAUUGGUUACAGCUGACGAUGCAGUUGCCCACUAUACCCAUACUCAUGCGUCAAAGUGUCCAGCCAACUGGAAAACACACAACCAACGAUGUUUCUACUUUGAAUCCUGCACCACAAAGAACUGGGUUAAUGCUGAGAGACAUUGCCAGACCAUGGGUGGGAACCUCGCAUCGAUACACCAGGAUGACGAGCAUAAAUUCCUUCAGACCUUGACUAAGUCAGAAGCAUGGAUUGGAGGUUCAGCAUGCCAAAUGGCUGGAAGCUGGUUUUGGAGUGAUGGCACGGACAUGUCAGAAACUUUCUGGUGUCCACAAAGACCAGACGACGCGCCAGAAGAGUGCUGUCUGCAGACCAACAGUCAAGUCGGCAAAUGCUGGGAUGAUGUCGCCUGUGACACACUACUGCCAUUUGUGUGUGCAAAGCCUCUUAAGACUGCAGGCUGACCUGGACCCAUGCAAGCAGAAGACUGCGGAUGGAUGGAUGGAUAGACAUUUACCAACUGGAGAACAUAAUGCAGACAUCUUUUUAUACAUGUAAUAAAUAUAUUGAGUAUACAA